AUGCGCACAUUAGUUACGUUACCUGUAGAGCUCGUUUAUCGAAUUUUCGAUCAUGAAAGUGAUUUUACUCUGUUGUGUUCUAUGAACGAUGUUUGCCAACGACUCAAUCAAAUUCUUCAUACUUACCCUCGGUAUCUAACACUUACGAUAUUAGAUCUUACAGGUAACCAAAUUGGAGUACAGGGAGCACAAUAUCUUGCAAAUGCUUUACAAAUGAAUACGACGAUCACCAAAGUGAACCUUUGUAACAACGAAAUCGAAAGCAAAGAGCUAGAACAUAUAAGCAAAGCAUUAAGAACAAAUAAAACACUUCUGACUUUGGAUCUCGGAAAGAAUAAGAUCAGAAAUUGUGGAAUACAAAAUAUUGCUGAUGCACUACAAAAAAACACAACACUCACCACGCUGAAUCUCCACAGCAAUCAAAUUGGAAAUAUAGGAGUACAAUAUCUCAGUAAUGCUCUACGGAUGAACAUAACACUCUCUGCACUCAAUCUAAGUUGCAAUCGAAUCUCCAAUCGCGGAUCGCGUUACCUUGAAGACGCGCUACGAGAGAAUAAAACACUUAUCAUGCUAAAUCUUAGCAGUAAUCAUAUUGGAGCUCAAGGGGUGUUUUACCUUAUGAAUGGCGUACGAAGGAACACGACGCUCGAAACAUUGAAUCUAUGGAACAAUACCAUUCAGGAUAAAGGAGCACAGUACAUUGGUAAUACUUUACAAAUCAACAUGACGCUGACCACGCUAAAUGUUGGUCGAAAUUGGUUCGGGUUCGGCGCAGCACAGUAUAUUGGAAAUGCACUAAAAACCAAUAUGGCAUUGACCACACUAGAUAUCAGUGGGAAUUAUGUCACUGAUGAAGGAAUACAACACAUCAGUGAUGGAUUAAGCACAAACCAGACACUUGCAACACUCGAUCUUGCACGAAAUGACAUCGAUACUCUAGGUGCACAACAUCUUUCUGAAGCAUUACAGGCGAACAUGACCCUCACAGAACUGAUCCUCAAUGAAAAUCAUAUUGGACCAGAAGGAGCACGACAUCUUGGUCAGGUUUUGCGAACCAACAAAACACUCAAAAUACUGGAUCUCUACAGGAACCAAAUCGAAAAUCAAGGAACACAAUAUCUUGCCGAUGCACUACAAGCAAACACAACACUAAAUAUACUAAAUGUUUCGUAUAAUCGAAUCGGAGAUCGAGGAGCACAAUACUUCGCUGAUGCAUUGCGAGUGAAUACAACACUGACUGCACUGAUUCUGUCGGCUAAUCCAAUUGGAGCCCCAGGUACACAACAUCUUUCUGCUGCAUUGCAAAUAAAUACGACACUUUUAAUACUGCGUCUUUGGAAGAAUAUAGUUCACAACAAAAAGCGGAACAUAUUAUGA
Molecule: messenger RNA, 1377 nt
Organism: Adineta ricciae
Lineage: Eukaryota; Metazoa; Rotifera; Eurotatoria; Adinetida; Adinetidae
Source: the annotation of a GenBank genome assembly